AUGUUCACCAUUAACUUUAAUAUUUAUGUUCCUCCAUCCUCAAUGGAGCCAUCUUCUCCGCACUCGCCUCACUUUUCUCAACCACCAAAUGCCAACUUUUUCAUUCCCUUCUUUAUUCCAUUCUUUACCUCACCACAACAGUCUCAUCCCAAUGCCACUCCACACCACUCUCAAUAUGGCUCAGCCUUCUUUGAUCCUCAACAAUUCUUCCAAAACUUGGCCAAUCAAUCCUUCCAAAACUAUCAACAAGAUCAAAUCAAUAAGAAAACACCCACUACCCAACGAGCCAUUCAGGAAUUACCUAAUUUUACGUUAACUCCUUUCCGAAAACAAAUCAUGAAUGAUCAAUGCUGUUCUUGUUCCGAAGAUGCAUCCAAUACUCAAUCAUGUGCCGUCUGUUUAUGUGAAUUUGAAGAACAAGAAGUCUUGACACGAUUACCAUGUGGACAUGUUUUUCAUAAAGAUUGUAUCAUGCCAUGGAUUAAGGAUCACAAUUCAUGUCCAACGUGUCGUUAUGAACUCGCAACCGAAGAUCCAGAACGAGAAGCUGCUCGACUUAAAAACAUGAAAGAUCGAUUUGGAGGAGAGCAUGGUUGGAAAGUGUUUGAAAUUUCGAAUAAGAUUGAAAAUGUGUUGAAUAAGGUCGAUGAAUUUGUGACGAAUUAUCAAUGCAAAAAACAAAAUCAGGAACAUGUCACGAACGAAAAUUUGGAAAUUCAGAAAAAUCAAGAUUUGAGAACAUUGCAACGAUUGGACGGCGAAUUGAUGAAUUUAACCAUUGAAUUGGAUAAUUUAGAGUUCCAAGACAAUUCUUGGAUUAAGAAGCAACGAAAAGCUCAAAUUGUGAAAAUUCAAUCGAUUUUGCGAGUCCUUGAUCAACUCAAAGAAGAAAUAAAUAAGACCACAAAUCGUUCUCUGUAA
Messenger RNA from Naegleria lovaniensis, 921 nucleotides. RefSeq lists its product as uncharacterized. The coding region runs from base 1 to 921 and encodes 306 amino acids. The record is from RefSeq and is a predicted model, not a curated record. NCBI's taxonomy places the organism in Eukaryota, Heterolobosea, Eutetramitea, Acrasida, Naegleriidae. The transcript has a single exon. Gene Ontology annotation, molecular function: protein-folding chaperone binding.